Cajanus cajan (pigeon pea) is the source of this 1278-nucleotide messenger RNA. RefSeq lists its product as uncharacterized. Gene Ontology annotation, molecular function: catalytic activity. Lineage: Eukaryota; Viridiplantae; Streptophyta; Magnoliopsida; Fabales; Fabaceae. The record is from RefSeq and is a predicted model, not a curated record.
AUGAAAGCCAUUUCUUUCAACGUGAGGGGCCUAGGAGAGAAGGUAAAGUGGCGUAUUAUUCGCAAAAUGAUUAGUGAGGAACAGGUGGAUAUCUUGUGUUUACAGGAAACAAAAAAGGCAGACAUAUCUGAGAAUUUAUGUAAAUGGUUGUGGGGCGAAGGAGGCGAAGGGGAUAUGGGGUGGAAAAUGACCCCUGCAAUCAACAAAGCUGGGGGAUUGCUAUGUUUAUGGAGUAAGGCAAAACUAGAAGUUACAGAUCACUUCCAAGGCUCAAGUUAUUUAGGAUUGGAGGGAACUUGGAAAGAAAAGGGGAUUCAAAUAUUAAUUGUCAACAUAUAUGCACCAUGUGAACCCUCUCAAAAGAGACAAUUGUGGGGACAACUGAAAGAAAAAAGAGAAAGAAGUAGUAUAAAAUGGUGGUGCUUGAUGGGGGAUUUUAAUAGUGUAAGGAAGGUUACAGAAAGAGUGGGAGUCAACGGUGGUAAUGUGGGUGCAGUAGAGUUUAGAGAUUUCAAUAAUUUCAUCUCUGAUUUGGACAUUGUAGAGGUUCCACUGAUUGGUAGGUCAUUUACGUGGUACAGGCCGAAUGGGAGAGCAAAAAGCAAAAUUGAUAGGAUUUUUGUUUCUAGAGACUGGUUUGAUCAGUGGCCAGGGAGUAUACAAAUGGUUCUGGAUAGAAAUAUCUCAGAUCACUGUCCAAUUUUAUUAAAGAACGUAGAAGUUGAUUGGGGGCCCAAACCAUUCAGAUUCCUAGACUGUUGGUUGCACGAUAAGGACUUCCGACCCCUGGUGGAAAAAACAUGGGAAGAGAUGAAUGUACAUGGGUGGGGGGCAUUUGUGGUUAAAGAGAAACUGAAACAACUCAAAAUCACUUUAAGAGAUUGGCACGCAGGAAAGUCAGAUGACCUAGAGACUCAACACAAUGUUAUUUCAAAGAAAAUGAAUGACUUGGAUAAAAAAGAAGAAUCAAUUGAAUUAACAACGGAGGAAAUUCUAUUGAAGAGGGAGCUGCAACAAAAAUUCUGGGAAGUGGCCACCCAAAAUGAGUCAAUAUUAGCACAAAAAUCCAGAGUCUCUUGGUUAAAACUAGGGGAUAGGAACUCAAAAUUUUUCCAUGGGAUGCUAAAUUGGAGACGGAAGGAAAAUUCAUUAAAAGGCUUGUUCGUGGAUGGCAGGUGGAUGGACGAUCCAAAACAGGUUAAGCUUCAGGCGAAGAAAUUCUUCCGCAACAGAUUUAUGGAACAACAUUGGGAGAGACCACUUAUAGAAGGGGUUUAG